Molecule: messenger RNA, 930 nt
Organism: Opisthorchis viverrini
Lineage: Eukaryota; Metazoa; Platyhelminthes; Trematoda; Opisthorchiida; Opisthorchiidae
Exons: 5
Cellular component (GO): plasma membrane
Source: RefSeq, a predicted model, not a curated record
AUGAAUCAACCCGACGGGGUGCAGAAUUUCCCUCCCAUUUAUACCACAGGAAACAUGACACAAUUCAACAGUCACCCACCAUCUUCGCUUCAUGGCCAAACUAACAGUUAUUACCAGUACCCAGCCCAACAACAAACCUUGUCUCAGAUGCCAUCCUUCUCUAUGUCACCUCCCGGAACAGCAAUCAAUCUUCCGCCAGUUCGACCAGCACAACCAGUACUGGGAACUGUCUACCCUGUACAAGCAUCCAUGGGCUUCAAACGACUGCUUGCAGAAAUGAAAUUGCGUCAGUUUGAUACCAUUCGUUUCGCUGCCUAUCGGACUGCAAGCAAACUGAGAUAUAUACAACAACGAACUUUGUUGCUGAAAAUCCGUCUACAGCUCACGACCGGUUUCGCCCUUUUUGGGGCUCAUCAGAUACUGUCAUGUGGAAAAAUGUUUCAGUUAUUUGAGCGCAAAUUUACUGGCAAGAAGGUUCCUGGUUCGAACCCAACCGCUGUCUCUCAAAUUUCCUUGUCUAGGCUUGGGCAACCUGGCAGUAUCCCAGCCUCCGUGCUUCUUUCUGUUCGCUUCAUGGAACUCAGUCGUGUGGUCGAAACAUUCCGUGAAUUUGGUCUUCAUCAGCUAAACGACCCCAACGCAUCACUGGACUACGCAGGCACAGCUCGUAUACUGGCUCGCAUCUACUCACAGCUAUCUGGUCCUACAACAGAUGUUCAGACAAAAUCCUGCUCAAAAACCACUCCGUCUUUUGAUCCGAACGUCCUUCGAGCGGCAAGUGAAAUACUCCUGAGCUUCCUGAUCUACGCGUUGGAUGUUUGUGCAACGGCCAGAUUGACCGUAAACAGUUUGAAGAUUGCACUCUCAACCCUCACCAACGCGAAACCAUCGGACAAAUUCCGUUGUAGGUUGUCUUGCUUGCACAGCAAA